Ricinus communis (castor bean) is the source of this 1132-nucleotide messenger RNA. Its product is annotated as proteasome subunit alpha type-3. The transcript has 10 exons. The coding region runs from base 122 to 871 and encodes 249 amino acids. Gene Ontology annotation, cellular component: nucleus; proteasome core complex; proteasome core complex, alpha-subunit complex. The record is from RefSeq and is a predicted model, not a curated record. Gene Ontology annotation, biological process: ubiquitin-dependent protein catabolic process. Lineage: Eukaryota; Viridiplantae; Streptophyta; Magnoliopsida; Malpighiales; Euphorbiaceae.
UUGAGAUGGAAGAAAACUUCUCUCUCUGAAGAUUUAAAGGAGCUUUAGAAAAAACACACGCACACACAGAACCACUCGAAUUCACAGAGACGGAGCAAAUCACAGAGCAAAAGGAUAAAAGAUGAGUAGCAUAGGAACAGGUUAUGAUCUUUCAGUCACCACUUUCUCUCCCGAUGGUCGCGUUUUCCAGAUCGAAUACGCUGCCAAAGCCGUCGAUAACAGCGGUACUGUGAUUGGAAUCAAGUGCAAGGACGGCAUUGUCAUGGGUGUGGAGAAGCUCAUAGCAUCCAAGAUGAUGUUGCCAGGUUCAAAUAGAAGAAUUCACGCCGUUCAUCGUCAUUCUGGCAUGGCUGUUGCUGGUUUAGCAGCUGAUGGGAGACAAAUUGUUGCACGAGCAAAGUCUGAGGCAACCAAUUAUGAAAGUGUUUAUGGCGAACCCAUUCCUGUCAAGGAACUUGCUGACCGUGUUGCUAGUUAUGUGCAUUUAUGCACGCUCUAUUGGUGGCUCAGGCCAUUUGGUUGUGGGGUGAUUCUUGGUGGUUAUGACAGAGAUGGACCACAAUUGUAUAUGGUCGAGCCAUCUGGCAUAUCAUAUAGAUACUUUGGCGCUGCAAUUGGGAAGGGGAAGCAGGCUGCUAAAACAGAAAUAGAAAAAUUGAAGCUCUCUGAAAUGACAUGUCGAGAAGGGGUUAUUGAAGUAGCAAAAAUCAUCUACAAGGUGCACGAUGAAGCAAAGGACAAAGCCUUUGAACUGGAAAUGAGUUGGAUUUGUGAUGAAUCAAAGAGGUUGCAUCAGAAGAUUCCUGAUGAUCUCUUAGAGGAAGCCAAGGCUGCAGCACGGAUUGCACUUGAAGAAAUGGAUGCUGAUUAAAGCUUAAGAUAAAGCUGGAAACCCAUUGGAGACGGUUGCUGUCAGCCUGUCAUACUGUCAGCCUGUCAUACUGUCAUUCUCUCCUGAAGUUUCCUUGCCAAAAACUGAGUGGGCGGGAUUCGUGUUUCGAUGUGCGAUUCUUUCCCGCCCUUGCUCUUGUUCUUGUAUGGUUACCGUAUACUUGAUCUGACCAGGCUUUUUCUUAAACUAUUUGAAGGCAGAAUCAAUGAAAUCAUAGUAGAUGGAAAUCAUGUUUUUGCA